AUUUAAAAAAGUUUUUUUUAAAAAAUAUUCAUUCAGGAAGUUUUAGAGUUAGGGAAAGAAAUAUAAAGCAUGUAAAGAGGAAACGGUGACACGAGUAUCUGAUCGUUGCAUGCAGAGAUUGACGCAGCCUUCAUUUAAAAAAGGUUUUAAAGUCAUGGCAUGUCUUAAUCAGUAUAGUGUAGCAACUGCCAUCAGAAAUUAAAAUCCCCACUGGACAGAAGUUGACGAGGAUUGGUUAGGAAAGAUUUGUAAAGAGAUUGCCAAUAUGUCUGACUCUGAAAAUGACAUCUUUGAGGAAUUGAUCGAGACGAAGAGGUACAAGAUCGUCAAGUACAUCAAUGCCCGUGUUUUCUAUGACAAACUUCGAGAGCUCAAAGUCCUCACAAUGGACGACGUGGAAAUGAUCCAGAGCAAGAUAACGCGGAGGCAACAAGCAGCACAUUUCUUGGAUGUCCUACAAACAAAGGGAGAUAAUGGGGUUCGCAAAUUCCUGGAGAUUUUGGAGUGGGAGUACCCUCAUGUUUAUAAGGAAAUCACUAACAAGGAUGCCAGGGACCCACCCACAGACUACUUGAAGCACAGAGAGAGCAUGUACGCCGCAUGGCUAUACAAACUACCGGAGCUGGCCGAAUCUCUGAAGAAUGACUAUGAGCAUAAAAAGGACCUCCAUCAGAAGAUUCAGGAGAUGAAGGAGGUGAUGAAGUUUGCUCAGGAAAACAACACCGAACUCGAGAGAGAAAACCAGGAACUGCAAGAGAAGUUAAAAAACUUCAAAAACGGGAAAAUCGAACUGGAACAAGAGCUAGGGCACUGUAUACGAGAAAUGAGUCUAUCUCGAGACAAGUGUAUGGCACACAUGGAGAAUUCGCUGGAAUAUCAGAAGGAAAUCAACAUCCUGAAGGACACGCUCCGGGACGUGAGGCACGACAGGGACGGACUGGCGAAACAGAUCGAGCACUUGUCUGCUAGGUUUCACCAGAGUAAAGCCGAAACUGCAGAAGCCAGGAGGAAGUCUUAUUCUAUGAACCAACUCAACACAGAAAACUUCAAGCCGUUUGACCGUCAGACAAGUGCCCAGGACAUUGAGAUCACAAUUCUGAAGGAGAAGUUUGACCAGGAACAGGAGAAGUGUGAAGAACUCAAUCAACAGCUGUUACAUGUCACAGACGAGCUGGAUCAUGCUCAAGCUCAGCUCAGAAAGACUAAAUCGUACUGUGAAAAAUUAUGUAAGGAGGUUGAAGCAAAAGACGAAUGGCUAGAGGAAAAGAGGAAAAGAAUAGAUGGGUAUUUCAAAGAGAUUGAAAGACUGGAAGAAGAAAAAAAGAGGCUGGACGAGGAGAGGAAUAAGGAGCAGAGGAAAGUGAAGGAGGAGCAGGAGAACAGCCGGAAGCUCUUCAGUAAAGUCUAUCAGCUAGAAAACAAGCUGGAAGAUCUACGAUCCGAGAACGAGAAGCUCAAAGCUCAGAGCAACAGGGCAUCUUCAGGCUCCAGUGUUGCAGAAGACACCACUCCCAGUGAAAAGUUCCCGGCUGCACUUGAAGAGUUCUAUCCUGAUGAGAAUGAGCCCCUAUAUAGAUCCAAUGUUGAACAUUGCCAGAGUUAUGAGCCAGAUCUGAAAGGUACUCACGUACCUCAGCGAGACGAUAGCUUAAAACCUGUGGUUGGGUCUUUGAGAAUGGACCUUGUAGAAGAUCAGCAGCAGGGGAUGAGAUACUCCAGAAUCCCAGUCCAGUCUUUAUUAAAAGGUACUGAAAAGCUGUCGCAGCCGGGCAUACUGGAACAGCUGGAGGAAGAAGUCAGCACCAGGGGGGCCUCGAUGUCCAAUACGAUGAGUAGCGACACCUCGGAGGACACGGACGCGGAGCUUACAGGAUUCAAUGUUCACAUUCGCGAACUUCCACUCAAAUGGAGGCCUACCAAAUCUGUCCCUCCCAGUGGCCAGUUUGACAAGCAGAGGACCUACAAAGUGACCUUGCCUGUCCUUGAUGAAAAAAUCAAAAUCAUUGGAGGGAACUUCUCAGGGAUAUUUAUAACAGAAGUAUCAAAAAAACUGGAUAGCGGGAUUUGUGUGGGCGACCAAGUUGUUUCAGUACAGCUCUUACGGAGUGACUAUAGUUGUGUCAGUAAGAAGGAAAUGCGAGGUCUGACUCUCAUGGAGGCUAGGACGGCUUUCCUGUUUGAGAAUCAAAGGGACGAUGAAAAAGAACUGGAGAUCACCAUCAAAAAGACCUCACCAGAGGAGUUUGAAAACAUCAAGAAGUGGAUGGAUACCCAGAAGAGUACUGGGGAUUUCUUCUAUGUGAGAGCCUGUGCUUCCAUCAAGGAGAAGGAGGCAGAAUGUUUACCUGUGAAGAAGGGAGACAUUUUACGAGUAACCAACACCAAUCACAGCAAAGGGGACCACAAGUACUGGAGGGUGUGUCUGUAUAAUCGACAGAAUGGGCAGUGGGGCAAGGAGGGCAUUAUUCCUGCAGAUUUUCGCCGACUAUGUACAGUAGAUCGGAGACUGGCAUUCCGAGCUCGCAGCCAGUUUGUCAGAGUACUUCCAAUGAAAGCAAUUUCCAAACUGCCAGUAGUGAUGUAUGGUGCAGGGAACGUCAUCGGCGCCGCCCAGAACCUGAUAGUGGACGACUCCACAGACUUCCUGUGUUACAAUGUAGAUAAAGGCAGAGAUAUUGACAUCCUGAGACACUGCCUAAACAAUGGUAAGCACUGUAUGAUGAGGGAUGCACUACUGAAGAAAUUGGUGGAUGUCUACAUCAUCAUGGUCAUCAACACUGACAACGCCACACCGGAGAUUCUUAAGAGUGUUUUUGGGGUGGACCAUGCCACAGAGGUCAAGUACAGACUUCCUGAGGAUGUUCUCUACGAAACAAUCACCGUGGGUAAUGCUGGCAUCAAGGACAGAAAAUCCUUCCUUCGGGUUUUCUAUGACGGAGUGCAGAAAGGUCAGGAGCGGAUGUGCUGGUUUUCAAGUUCUCAACUGGAUGGUAGUACCAUGGAACAGUACCAGGACUACCUAGGGAAAGAGAGCACUGACCAACACACUAGGUCACAGGACAGCAACAAUGAGGUCACGCCGUUAUAUGAGCGAUCAUCCUCUACCCCCCUGUAGAUCAGCUGUUACAACUAACCCCCUUGCUUUAUAUUCUGAGCAAAGAUCACUUCCAAAAUCUUUGUUAACUGUCACCCAAAAUAACUUUUUGAGUAUUUUUUUUUUUUUUUUACAUUUAAUGAAGGAUGACAUAUAUAUAGUGCUCAUUGGGAUCUCUAGAUACAGACGGAAGGGCAGACUCAGGAUUAUUUUCUGUGUGUGGAGUCCAGCAUUCAAUCUGCAUUCCCUGUUAAUACAUUUUGAAUUUUGAUAGAAAAUUGGACUUUGUUUACAUGUGAACAUUCCAGGGGGUUGUUCAGAAAUACCCCGCCCCUUCAGGAUCCACCCCUGAAUCUCUUCCUUGAUGAUUUGGUGGUUUGUUCCCAUUAUUAGUGAUGGCUUCAGUAGAGAUGACUUUUAUAUGACUGUUAAUGUUUGGAUAAUUUAUUUUUUUGUGCAGCAGAUUUUAUAUUGUUAGAUUAGAGGCAUGUUGAACCUUUUUUUAUAUAAUAUAUAUUCUAUUUUUCUUGCUCAGAUUUGUGUGGUUGUAGUGGUGCUUGUUGAUGAGGUUGUGUGGUUGUAGUGGUGCUUGUUGAUGAGGUGUGGUUGUAGUGGUGCUUGUUGAUGAGGUUGUGUGGUUGUAGCGGUGCUUGUUGAUGAGGUUGUGUGGUUGUAGUGGUGCUUGUUGAUGAGGUUGUGUGGUUGUAGUGGUGCUUGUUGAUGAGGUUGAGGUAAUUAAGUUAUGGAUGAGUGUUUGUACUUCUGUUUAUAACAACAUACUAACGAAUUUACUAUGUAGCUGUUUUGUUUAUAAGAAUGUGUUCAUCGUUUUUGUUCAAAAUAAGGCUGGCGGAAAGAUUGCUAGUUAUAAUGCUCUAAGACAUCGGUGAGAUAAACAGAGGGCUUUUUUUUCUCAAUCUGAAGGUAAACACACACAAAAUAAAACCUGAGACCAACCUAAAAGAAAGAGCACACUUAAUGUAAGAUUGAAAGUAAGAAAGAGUACACUUAAUGUAAGAUUGAAAAUAAUUGGUUUUCUUUCACUCCUGUGAUUUCCCCAUAUUAAAAUAUGUAUUUGAAAUUACCAAGAGUGAUGUCAUUGUUUUAUCAAAUCACUAUGGGCCCAGCUGUUUAAAGGGUAAUGGGCCACCAUACAUGACAUGACAAAGAGCAUGCCCCAAAAUAAAUUGCAUCAAAUUAAUCAUUCAACAUUCAAAUAAUAAGCAUACUAAGUUAGAAGUUCGUUUUUUAGUUCUCUUUUUCUUCUUUUGUGUGUUUUAACUUGAUGGCAAAUGUAAGUCAAUUCUACAUAUUGUAUAUGUAAACACUGUAUUCAAGAGCACGUGAUCGAAGUUACUGUUAAUUCCCAAUCUAAGACUACGCUUCAUGCAGUAUAACAUUAUUUAGCAGGUCACAAUCUAAGACUUCACGCAGUAUAACAUUAUUUAGCAGGUCACAAUCAGGACCAGGUCAAACCAAUGUAAUGUUACUAUGACUUAUAGAAAUUAUUUAUUAUUUGCUUUCAUCCUUUAAGAUGACUCAAAAGCUAUUGCCAUACACACUGAAUUAACAGAUUUACGGUCUGUUUUACCGAUAUUUACGAGACGUUACAUAAAAACCACUCUAGUUGGAUGUAUAAUUUCAGAUUUAAGGAAUGAAGUACCUAUGGGCGUCAUCAGUUCUUAAUCGAAUUCUAACUGCAUGUACAUAUUUAUGCAAACUUUCUUGACAGCUUUAAUACAUAUAUAACAAUUUUUUCAAGCAUAUUAGAUUUUUAUGUUUUUCUAUAAAUUUAAGAUUUGCAAGAGGAGUCUGAAAAAGAUUCGAAAUAGGAAGUGAAGUUCACUCAUCCAUAACAAUUGAUUGGUAACACUUGUAUUCACAUUUGUGGCUGAUACUGAACAACACUAACUUGUUGAAACUCAGAAAAAUGACAUUUCUCGAUAACGACAUAAUUAAAUCUCCCUUCUCUAUCAUGAUGCUGUGUCACAUGACAGGAUAUUUUUCAUCUAGAAUUGUCAAUCAUUUUCUUGAGUAAGAUAAAUGUAACAAAAUGUCGGCGAGUGUAGGGUUAUGAAUGUAUUGUUGAACAGUAGCGCAACUCUAUUUUUAGAAUGUGGAACACAUUUUGUUAUAUUUGCAUAUUUUGUACAACAUUUAGUUCUACGAAUUACGAUAGUUUUUGUGAACAAUAGGGAGAAAUGUGUAGGAAUACCGGUUCCUCUUUUGUCAAAAAUGUCGCAUUUUUUCCAAUAUUUUGGUUGUUUUCGUACAUGUGUGUAUGUUGUCUCUUUCUAUAAAACUUACAGAUUCUCAGUCCCAGCAAAUUCAAUGUCAUGAUGCAGAGGAAUUGCAUAUCUUUAGAUUUUUUUUGUUUUUUUUUUGGAGUGGAUGUCAGAUGAAUGUGUUUGUAUCUGUAGAAUUAUUUCUUGUGAAAAUGUUCAAGUCUUGGAUUGAACUGAACCUUUUGUUGUUGAUGCACUUUGAUAAUUGAUGUAUUGUUCAAAAGUUUGCAUGUUUUAUUUUAUACCAGUAUACCCACUGCUAAAGAACGCCCCUUGUUUUGAUGCAGUGACUGUGUACAUUAGUUCUUACAAUGGCAAGCAGGUUAGAGGUGAUGACCACGGUCCUAGUGACCAGGUGCGCUGGUGACCAGGUGUGCUGAUAACCAGGUGUGCUGGUGACUAGGUAUUUUACAUGUCCGAUGGUUAGGCAUGCAUCAUGUUUUAGUCAUCAUCUUGUCACAGCAACCUCUGCUGAAAUCGAAGAACGAGAAGCAGGGAAUCCACGUAAACAUUAUGUGAUUUAUACAGGAGAAAAUGCUUUAAAAGUUUUCAUUCCAUAUUAUUUUGCCCUUUUUCAUUGAGACUGAAUUUGUGCUUUUUAACACACCAGAGGUAUAUGAUAUGGACAUGUACAACAAUAUUUUAAUAUUAAAAAAAUUCAUAUUUACUUUAUUAAGUCAAAAAAUGCAGUUUUAGUAAAAAUGAAUCCAAAAAAAGAUUUAAAAUCCCUGCUGGAUUCAAAUCCACAAAUCAGCAGUUGACAAAUUAAACCAACUGAGCUACCCAAUCAAAUUUAAAAGAAAUAUACAAAUACUGUUGAUAUUUAUGUUCUUAUUCAUGCUUUAAAAGAAUUAUUCUUCCUUAAGAUUCCUCAUUAAUUAAGAUUGGUCAAAAUACAACAAACUGGGGCGAAAUAAGAGCUGAAGAAGGAGGUUGUAUCAGAUGAUGCAUUAGUCUGGCCCGGUGAUGCCGAUUUAUGACACGAGCUGAAGUACAAUAUGAAUAUAGAGGCAAGAUACAUUGCUCAGGUGAGCAUUGUGGCUCAUGGGUCUCUUGUUAAAUCUGCCUAAAGAAAAAAAUAUGAAAGGGCAAAAUAAAAAUAGGGACGAAAAUUUUUCCAUAUUCAUGUAGUGUUGAUUAAUUUGGAUUGUAGAUGUUGUGUUGAUACAGAUAUUUAAGGAUUUGCUGAUACAGAUGUAAAAGGAUUUCAUUUAGAUUAUAUGUGUAUAUACAUAUAUAUUAUAGAAUACAGGAAAAUACUUACUGCCAACAUUUUAUGAGAAUUUUAUUGUAUACAAUUAGUGUAUGUGAAUAUUAUUAUCUAGUCUAGCCACUACAUCUCUACAUAGACUUCCAACAUACUGGGUGUGAAUAGAAUUCAUCAUCUGUUCACUGGGUGUGAGUGGAAUUCAUCAUCUGUUCACUGGGUGUGAGUGGAAUUCAUCAUCUGUUCACUGGGUGUGAGUGGAAUUCAUCAUCUGUUCACUAGUGUUCACUGGGUGUGAGUAGAAUUCAUUCAUCUGUUCACUGGGUGUGAGUAGAAUUCAGUCAUCUGUUCACUGGGUGUGAGUAGAAUUCAGUCAUCUGUUCACUGGGUGUGAAUAGAAUUCAUCAUCUGUUUGCUGGGUGAGUAGAUUUCAUCAUCUGUUCACUGGGUGUGAGUAGAAUUCAGUCAUCUGUUCAUUAGUGUUCACCAUGUUUAUCUUGUAGUGGAAUAUUUGUAUUGACAAAAUACCAUGGUCUUCUUGGACAACCAAAGAAAGCAUCCUUUUAUGGUCAUGUAUAAUGAUGAAUCUGUAAUAUUUUAGUUCACCUGAGCCAGAGAGUAAAAUUAAAUUCCUCUCGGAAGGAACAUUGUCAGAGAGUAAAAUUAAAUUCCUCUCAGAAGGAACAUUGUCAUCAGUCACCAAUUUGUACAUUUCUGGAUUUUUUUCUCUUCGGAAUGACUAUAAACUUGAAACAUAAUUUUCGGAUAUAAAGGUGGUUCAUUUUGUUCAAGUAUAAGUUCAUGAUUCCUCCAAAAGGGAGAUAAUUAAGAAAUGAUUUAAAGGAAAUUGGGAUUUCCAAAAGGGAGAUUAUUAAGAAAUGAUUUAAAGGAAAUUGGGAUUUCCAAAAGGGAGAUAAUUAAGAAAUGAUGUAAAGGAAAUUGGGAUUUCCCAAAGGGAGAUAAUUAAGAAAUGAUGUAAAGGAAAUUGGGAUUUCCAAAAGGGAGAUAAUUAGGAAAUGAUGUAAAGGAAAUUGGGAUUUCCAAAAGGGAAAUAAUUAAGAAAUGAUUCAAGGGAAAUUGAGAUUACUAAUAUAACUUCUUUUUAGAAGCAUUGGCUCACAGAUUGAAAACUAUGUGAAAGCGUCAGUGUAUAAUUUGAGGAACUACGCCAACAUUGAAGUGUUGUAUAUAGGGGAAAAAAUGAAGAGUGUUUCCAAACAUUAGUGUGACAUCACAUAGUGUGACAUCACAUAGAGUGACAUCACAUUGUCUAACCAAUUACAAGAUAGAAAGCAGCUGUUCCAUGGCUGUUACAACUUGUGAACUGACAAGCAUGGAGGCUUCUAAGAAAUGGGAUAUUAUUGAUAAUGAUACUUUUUAAAAAAAUAAAUGCAUUUAGACAUAAUACAUUUAGACAUGAAAUAAGAUUUAUAUAUAUAUAUAUAUGUGUUGAUGAUAACCCAGGCAAUCAGCAUAAUAAAUGUAGAAUAGAAAUUAUCCUUGGAUAUAGUGACAACAAUUAUUAGAUGAGUUUGAUUUUGUCAAAUUAUUUCCCUCUCCUUUAUUAAACGGAAAGCACUAGGUUGUGUUGUGACCCAUGAGUCAGAUCGUAACUUAAUUGCUUUUAGUGAUGAACAAAAUGUUUCAGAAUUUACUGGUUUGGGUUCCUUUUGUUUUAUUUUCUUUUUUUCACUUUUUGUUGUUUUUUGUUGUUUCCUUUUUUUCAUUUUGUUUUAAAUUUUGUUGAAUUUGAAUUAUGCAAAGACUACUGUUUAGGUAGAGUAUUGAUUAUUGACAUACUAACUGGUGGUCUUUUAAGUAAUGGCCAACAGUGAUUUUAGAAUCCAUUAUUUCUCUUGAUGUGAUUACUUCAUUCAAUAAAAUGAAAUUUUCUGAA
Ostrea edulis (European flat oyster) is the source of this 8483-nucleotide messenger RNA. RefSeq names its product caspase recruitment domain-containing protein 9-like. Gene Ontology annotation, cellular component: plasma membrane; bicellular tight junction. Gene Ontology annotation, molecular function: cell adhesion molecule binding. Gene Ontology annotation, biological process: cell-cell adhesion; regulation of apoptotic process; cell-cell junction organization. NCBI's taxonomy places the organism in Eukaryota, Metazoa, Mollusca, Bivalvia, Ostreida, Ostreidae. The record is from RefSeq and is a predicted model, not a curated record. The transcript has 27 exons. The coding region runs from base 266 to 3115 and encodes 949 amino acids.